AUGCGAGCCCACGAAAAACGUUGUGUUCCUCCUGAUGAUGAUACUGAGGACGACGAUAACGGCAAUACUAUCUUCCCACUCACUAAAGGCACCGUCCUAAAUACAGAACUGCGACUGUUAGAGAAUCGGCUUCUCGGAUUUCAAGAGUGCUUCGCGGAGGUGACGCGCUUUUUGAGCGCACUGCCGGUCGUGAGCACGAUGGACGAGGUAUUUCGGAAGAAGCUGCUUUCUCAUCUCCACGCUUGCAUCUACAGGCGAGACUACGAGGCUCGCACGCGUCUUGCCUCUCUCUCUGUCAUGGUCUCAGGUACUAGCACUGACCUUCAAUCUGCUAGCAGCAGCACUAGCAGCACCAACCAAAUGACUUGGCAGCAGACUACCCAUCUCAAAGAGGCAAAAAUCGAGCCAUAUUUAUCAAAUCCCGCUGCUUACUGGCAUUGUAACUCGAACAUGUCCCAAAGGUCAGAGGGGCACAAUUGGCUACAAAACGAUAUCCAUCACAAUCACCAGCAUCAGCAGAACAAUCCUAGUAUUCAAACAGGGAUAGUCAAUGAAAGUCAUUCAACCACUUCUCCCUCCCUGUUGGGUAAUUAUGAGGAGACAGACAGUGGAAAUAGCACGGUGAAUAGAUUUUCACCAAAUGAUAGAGAUAUUUUGACAGACGUUCAGCCUCCACUUCCUAACCAAAGGUACACAAUUGGACAUGUGGAAUGUGAAGCACAGGACGCUGCACACACAUUCCAGUCAACGGGGUACGAAUGCUACAAUUACGGUUAUCAUCAAGUCUACUCUCACCAGACACUGUCGGAUGGUGCAGCCACGGGACAACACCUGCAGCUGACAACCAGUGGGUACAGCCUAGACAACCGUCAGACAGAUGGUGGCCCACACAGAAAUCUCCCUUAUCACCAUGAUUUUUGA
This is a messenger RNA of Hydatigera taeniaeformis, 921 nucleotides long. The record is from the annotation of a GenBank genome assembly. NCBI's taxonomy places the organism in Eukaryota, Metazoa, Platyhelminthes, Cestoda, Cyclophyllidea, Taeniidae.